AGACAGAACACUGCUGUCCAUCCUGGGCUCCCUCAGGUAUGCAGCUGCACCACCACUGAACAUACAGGAUGUUUCACUGGGUGGUGAAGGUGGUUCCUCAGCCCCCUGACGCCCCUGGUUCUCUGGGAGAGGAGACGGCCAAUCCCGCACCAAGAAACGUGUCUAAAGAUGAAGUGAAAAAAGUCAAGGCACAACCAGCCAAACAGAAGGAAGAUGAUAUUUCUGAGGACAACAGUAUUCAGAGUGGAGUGAUGACCUGGCUCUCCAAUGGAUUCACAAGUGCUCUUCCUCAACCAGCAGGCACACCUAACCUCAGCAGAUCCAACUCUGUAUCCAGGUCACUGCAGGAGGAUGAAAGGAAUGGGGUGAUUAAGUGGAUUGCAGAUGGACUGAGUAAAGUGGUACCCCAGCCAGAUGAAAAGUACAGAGAGGAUAUUCGAGAGGAGGAGGAUGAAACAGAGGAGUAUAUCGCAGAGCCAUGUAUUUAUAACAUGAAAGAUGUGCCGGAUGCAGAGCCCCUCCCACAUAUACCUGUGGUGGAGAUGUUUUCAGAAUAUGAGGAAGAGGAUCAGAUACCACAGUUCCCCCCCAAUGUGGUUAACUGGAUUAAGAAUGCUAUUCCUCAGCCUGUGAUGCUCCCUGCAGGCUACAUAGAGGCCCUAAGUAAGGCCCAACAGGCUCAGGUUCUCUCACCAUCUCCGGAGUCCCUCAAAGGAGAUGAGGACUCACAGAACUCAAAUGUCGUGGGCUGGUUCGUGACGGGCCUCGGCCUCAAGAUGCCACAGCCUGUCGCGAGAUCCAGAGAUGAUGUUGAAGUUGUGCCGAAUGGGGGGGUGGGAGUGCUGAGAUCCCCUUAAACAAAAGGAGAAAGAAGACUGAGGAACCGUGAGAGAGACUGAGACUGAGAGCAAAGAGAUAGAGGCAGAAAAACAGACUUACCGACAUAGAUGAUUGUCGACAUUUAUACAGCUCCACUGAGCAACCUGGCAGCUGUGAGACAUCGCUUAAAAAAUAUGUUUAAUUUACCUUACUCUUUAUGGAAUGCAGAUAUUUUUGUUUGAUUUUAAUUGUGUAUAGUCAAUGUAUUAAAAUGAACUGUUUGUCAGUUAAUGUCAGUUGUUCAACUCUUGUCGAUAUGUAGCAAGAAAUGGGUCUCGUCUUCAUUGUAGUAAUCUUUGAAGUAAUUUGGAUGCAUUAAGAGAUCAAGUAUAUUAGAAAAUACAUACAGACACAUAGAGCUAUGAGGCAACCUUGUGACUCAUAGUUUUUGUACAUGAAAUAUACCAUAUUAAACUACUUUUUUGAAGGUAAAGAUUAUUGCUGCCCUAAAAAGCUAACACAAAAACCACUUAAUCAUAUUGUACAUGUUUUCCCUCGUGACCUAUUCUUAUCGCCUUGAACUAUGAAUGUGGCCUAAAGUUGUAAUUAUGUUUAUUUUGAUCUGAUAGAUUUUUUUGGUAUGAAAUCCACAAAAGAGGAUUUGACAAACCAAGUCAAGGGAGUCAAGUUAUUACAAAUAAGUUGAUAAAUUAUGACAUCAUGCCUAAAAAGUAUCCCUGACAGUAUAAUAACGUGUUGUGAAAUAUUAUAAAAAUAAUAUAAAGAUGGCCUCCCGGGUGGCCAUGGGCACCCGGGAGGCCGUGGCCCGGGCACUGCAUCGCAAUGCUAGCUGUGCCACCAGAGACUCUGGGUUCGCGCCCAGGCUCUGUCGCAGCCAGCCGCGACCGGGAGGUCCAUGGGGCGAUGCACAAUUGGCCUAGCGUCGUCUGGGUUAGGGAGGGUUUGUCCGGUAGGGAUAUCCUUGUCUCAUCGCGCACCAGCGACUCCUGUGGCAGGCCUGGCGGAGGACGCAUGGCUUUCGACCUUCGUCUCUCCUGAGCCCGUACGGGAGUUGUAGCAAUGAGACAAGAUAGUAACUACUAACAAUUGGAUACCACAAAAAAUUGGGGAGAAAAGGGGGUAAAAAAAAGUUAUAAAUAAAUAAUAAUAAUAAAGAUAUCAUCUGAAAUAUUUUGUUGUGUUAUGAGAUGAUGAUAUUAAAUUCUUACAAAACA
Messenger RNA from Oncorhynchus kisutch (coho salmon), 2054 nucleotides. RefSeq lists its product as uncharacterized. Lineage: Eukaryota; Metazoa; Chordata; Actinopteri; Salmoniformes; Salmonidae. The transcript has 14 exons. Bases 69 to 857 code for a protein of 262 amino acids. The record is from RefSeq and is a predicted model, not a curated record.